GAUAACUAGCCUGCUGUGUCAAACCACAGUGACACCGGUCGUGGUGAUCCACCUUACAGAUGCAGACGCUUGUUUUGAUACUCCAAGUCAUAGAGGGGAAAUCACAAAGCUAACCGAGGACAGAAAGGUGCUGUCUGUCGGCUUGAAGCACUCCUACCUGGCCCUUGGACUGUCCGCGACUCUCGUCCUUUAAUCGCUCAGGCAUCAUCCGGCCUCACUGUGGAUCUUUAGCCCCUCGGGCAGGGCAGUGGCAGUGGCAGAGGUAGAGCCAUCAGGGACCAGACCAGCAGGAAGCAGGGCUUCAUGAGCGCCACGGGGCAGCAGCAAGGGGGGGGUCUGCGUACUCGCCGAGGCCUUAGCCGGGACAAAGAGCCCGGGCACGGCAUGGGCAUGGAGGCAACCUGCUGGCUGUCCCCUGGAGUCCUGCGCAGGCUGAUUGAGUUGCCCUCACCCCCCCUGUCUCGACACCAACUCAAGAGACUGGAGGAGCACAGGUACAGCAGUGCUGGACGCUCCCUGCUGGAGCCUCUAAUGCAGCGCUACUGGGAAUGGCUGGUAGGACGUGUCCCUUCCUGGAUUGCACCCAAUCUCAUCACCAUCAUUGGCCUGGCCACCAACGUCUUCACCACCCUCGUGCUUGUCUACUACUGCCCAACUGCCACUGAGCAGGCUCCUCUCUGGGCAUACCUGUUGUGUGCGGUGGGUCUGUUUAUCUACCAGUCGUUGGACGCCAUCGACGGGAAGCAGGCCAGACGCACUAACAGCAGCUCUCCGCUGGGUGAGCUGUUUGACCACGGCUGUGACUCCCUCUCCACCGUGUUUGUGGUGUUGGGAACCAGUAUAGCAGCGCAGCUGGGCACCAACCCAGACUGGAUGUUCUUCUGCUGCUUCGCCGGGAUGUUUAUGUUCUACUGUGCACACUGGCAAACAUAUGUGUCAGGAACGCUGCGCUUUGGGAUAUUUGAUAUAACAGAGGUGCAGCUCUGUCUAGCAGGAUUACAGAUGCUCACAGCCGCUGUGGGUCCCUGCCUGUGGAACGUGAUGAUUCCGAUCCUAAAUAUCCAGAUGAAAAUGAUUCCUGCCAUCUGCACUUUGUUAGGAGCCAUCUUCUCCUGCACCAAUUAUUUCAGAGUUAUUUUCACAGGAGGUGUGGGCAAAAACGGAUCCACAAUAGCAGGAACCAGUGUCCUCUCUCCAGUCUUACAUAUUGGUUCAGUCAUAAUUUUGGCGAUGAUGAUAUACAAAAAGUCUGCUGUCCAGCUCUUUGAAAAUCAUCCAUGUCUUUAUAUCCUGGCAUUUGGCUUUGUCUCGGCCAAAAUCACCAAUAAAUUAGUUGUAGCACAUAUGACAAAAAGUGAGAUGCAUCUCCACGAUUUAGCCUUCCUGGGACCAGGACUACUGUUCCUGGAUCAGUAUUUCAAUAGUUUUAUUGAUGAGUACCUGGUGCUCUGGAUUGCACUGAUCAUUUCCUUGUUUGACUUGGUGCGUUACUGUGUCAGUGUUUGCAACCAGAUUGCCUGCCACCUUCACAUUUUUGUUUUCAAAAUCAAGCCUUGUUCAGUCCUCGGCUCAGCUCCUCACUGAGGACACGCCGGCCAUUACUGACUCUGCACCCUUCCUGUUAGCUGCACUCACCUUUUCUUCCCUCUGUUUUCCACGUAGAGACGCAAGGGGGGGUGACGUGGUGUAAACUGUGUGCUUCUGCCAACUGAAUGUCAGGACAAAUAAUAUAUAUUAAGAUACUGGAAUAUUACUGUCAUUGUCUGUUUUUCACCAGUGCAGAAUUACAUUUAUACCAGUUUCAUUUUCUGCUCCAGUACUAAGAAAUCUUCUGACAAACUUACGGUUGCAAAGAGCAGAUAUUUCAGGAGAGUACAGGUGCUACUCAGUAUGCUCAGCGAGAGAAACUUACAGCGUGUUUUAACUGUUCACGUGCAAGAAAAUGUAUAGGAACUGAAUCAUUCUCUUUGCUUUUCAUGAUUAUAAUUUUUGUAACUUUACUUUUUUGCUAUUGUAAAUACCAAACUGUUACAGUGUCUGUGCUUUCUUUUAAGUUAAAAAUCCUUCUUUGACACAUUUAUUUAACCUUCCUUCAUGUGUAUGAUUUUUAAAGACACUCCAUCCCCUACACGAAAACAGUGCAGCUGUUUUACAUCAGCAAAAUGUGGUUUUGGAGGAAACCUGAUGCCAGUGUUACUUCCUCUUUCUUUCUUUUUUUCUGUUUAAAGCAAAUCAGAACGUCCUUUUUGUACAAGCCUGCAAAUUAAUUCACUGCCACUUUCUUGGUUAAAUUUGCACUUGGGAUUUAGGUUCAGGUCAGAUUUUGGGUUUUUUUUGCUAAGCUCUUUGCUAAUAUAGUCAUCAUGAAGUUGGUACUUUUGUUACGGGGUAUAGGCUUUCUUUUAUUUAUAUUGUAAACGUAAAGGGGGCUGUGAACGAGGGCAAAAGGUCAUUUAGUGUGCUGUAGUUGUGCACACAUAGUGUGCGUGUGAAAGGUCCGUCAGCUCUUUUUGACCUCAUGUACGAAUGAACUCUCAAGUUUCACAUUUUUCAGUUGAUGAGAGCAAAGAUCACAACGUCUACAGGUGGAGUGAAGCAGUGGGCUUAUUUCAUCCAACUCUGUUACUGAUCUCUGCUUUAUUUAUUGGUGUUUUUUGUUUGUUCCUUUUGUUUUUAAGUGUCAAAUUCCACAAUGAUAAGAAAAAUAAUCCACCUGCUUCUUUGUUUUUGUUUAUUUUUCUGAAACAUUUUAUCCUGUGUACUUUUUGCAAAAAAAUCAGGUUGAAAUGGUGCAUUUUGGGGGAGUGGUAUUGUUGAAAAGCAAAUUAACAUGCAUUUUGUGCUCUAUAUUAGAUGCAUUCCCUGCAGCAUGUCAAAAUAAAACUGCACUCCAUGUGUGUUCCAAUAGUGCAACGGUUUAGCUCAUUUUUAAUGAUUUAUCUGGCUUUGAGACAUAGACUAUGCUUCACUGUAUUUGUUAAAGAAAAGUUUUGAAUAACAGAAAAUGUGAAAAUGAAACAUACACAUGAAAAAUGGUCCUUCGUGUGUUGCAGCUGCUUUACUGAAUCACUGCUGUGUGUUCAGUGUUACCAUCCUGCACAGUACAUCACGUUUCCUCCAAAACACACGGCUGCCUCAGCAGAACAGGUGCACAUGUGAGUGUGCGGGAGGUGAGGUCACCUGAUGAUGUCACGGUUUUUAAGGUGGUGACUGAUUGAGUCAGAUCAAACUUAAUAAAAAUGUGUUGAUUUGAAAUGUGGCUGCUGCUCGCUCUGCCUCCACAUCGUCGUCGUUGUCUGAUGCUGUUACACCUCAAACCGAGUGUGUUUAGCGCUGCUGCUGCUGGAGAGGACCUGUAGUGACGGCCUGUAUUCACGUGGAGCUCAUGUUUGUCCUUAACAGCAGGGGUUAGCUUCUUGCUUUUACAUUUUGUGCCUGUUUUAUGUACUUUCUAUUGAAUACUUCCAUCUGCAGAUACUGUGCUUUGCCUCUGCGCCGUGUUUGAAAUGACCCACAAUGCCAAAUGUUGACUGAAUUGAGAGGCUCUCAGUGUACAUUGUCCUCCGAGCUGCGUCAUUGUCUCAGCUGGAUGAGUUCUUGUGCAGGGCGGCGGUGGUGGUGUUAUCUGGAUGAAAAGAGACUGAUGGCCAUUGAUUCAUGUAAACAAAGCCUUCUACACACAAGUGUUAAAGGACCACUUCACCCAAAAUCACACAAACCAUUGUCCUCUAAUGCCUUAAGAUGAAAUAUUAUGGCUCAGUGUAUUAUGUUUUAUAUCAUGCAAAUAAAGUCAUUUUGAGUAAAGAGGUUUAAUGAAAAUAAAGGUUAAAGAAAAACAUUGGAAUGAGGGUAGAGUGCUUAAAGGUUUUGUGUAUAAUGAAAUGGAAAAUGGGAAAAUUGUAACAGAUAUUUAAAGUCUUGACAGCUCAUAUGUAUUUUUUUAAGUUAUUCCCUUUUUGUCAGAAAAUGUGAGUAUUAUAAUUAGACUAAAUGGGAAAUUAAUGUAAAAGAAAAGCUUUAAUAUACUGAGACUAAAACUACAAUAAAUACUGAAAAGCAACACUGCUGGCAGAGGAAAGAAUCGACUAUAAAGGUGCUGAAAGAAGAAAAUUUGCAACAGUUUGAGAAUAAAAAUAUAUUCAGUGGAUGUUUUCUAAAAAAUACAUAGAAAAUCUCUGCUGCAUAAAAAAAAAUGCUGGGCAAUAAAAAUAGUUUGGUAUGGUAGAAAAUAGGUGAAAUAGCUAUGGGUAGGUAAACUGCUUUAAGAUAUUUCUGGAUUUCAUGAAGACAUUUAAUCACUUCAUAAUGAAAUGCCAAUUUAUUUUUCAAUGGUAAAGUAAAAUUUAAAAUAGGUAAAAAUAUAAAAUUUUAAGUUUAUUCAUAAUUGUAAAGAAUAAAAUCAUUUUAACAAUAUCAGAAUCUAGCUCCAGUUUGGGGGCAAACUAAAACUAAGUUGAUAAACAGAGAAAACCUUAAUUUUUCUAAUAUUUCUGUUUUGCUUUGAAGGCAUAAAGAAAAAUUAAUAUCUCAGAAAAUUCUGAGGUGGUUUUGCGAUUUGGAUGAAGUGCGUCUUGAAGAACACUGAUGAGCCCAUUCUUUGUUGAUUUGUUUUUGACAGAUUUUGUAGUUGUAAAUUCUGCACGUUGUGCAAUAAAGAACAGUACUGACUGAAUGUCACAUUUAUUUUAUUAGUAAUAUUCAUUUUUAUCCUUCUAAAUUCUGCAGUUGUUGUCUGUUCAUUGAUGUAGGAGAUGAUGAGAAAUGAGCUAAUAUGCAUGUGUAGUAUUCUGCUGUAUAGUUUUGUACUGUAACUAGAGACCCUGAGAGAUUCAGCAUCAACACAUAUAUAGUUCCUGAUGUGAGGUCACAUCUCUCAUUGUUACCAGUAAAGGUUUGCCUUAAACCCGUUUGUUUUCUAUUGUUUUGUACAGAGACCAGCGUGUUGUCACUGUGUGCGUUGGUUAUGUUGGUCAGACUGCCAAGCUCAGGUAUCUCAUCAGUGUGCACAACACCGUGUUCUCUUAAGACGGUAAACAAAGUCACCUGACAAUCUCUCCUUCACCUGCCAUUGCGAAUAAAUUUCAUACUCCAGCCUGGAACCAGGUUUGUACUUGUGUUUUUUACUGUGAACAUCAAAGUGAUGGAUUCACCUGCCUGCUUCUGCACCUUUCUGUCUUCCAUGGAAAAGACUGGUGAUGCACAGAGCGCCUUGAGUUUUAAACAGUGAUGUAAGAACAAGAUGAUAAAUGUCAAAGGAGUGCUUUAAUAUUUAUUGUCUCCAUAAUGCAUGUUUGCAGAAUUACUCAAUAAGUUAUGGACAGAUCUGAAGAAAUACAUUAUGAAAGGUGAGGUCUUUAGAGGCCCAGCGUCAAAGGAACUGUCUUUGGAACAGAUCCAGGAAUUUUUGGAAGAAUUUACGAGCCUUUACUAUUGUGAGGUAGGAUAUUUUGUGUCAUAUCUUUGCAAAUGCAUAUCAAAAU
This is a messenger RNA of Pelmatolapia mariae (spotted tilapia), 5480 nucleotides long. RefSeq names its product choline/ethanolamine phosphotransferase 1b (gene cept1b). The transcript is spliced from 10 exons. The coding region runs from base 304 to 1584 and encodes 426 amino acids. Lineage: Eukaryota; Metazoa; Chordata; Actinopteri; Cichliformes; Cichlidae. The record is from RefSeq and is a predicted model, not a curated record. Gene Ontology annotation, biological process: phosphatidylethanolamine biosynthetic process. Gene Ontology annotation, cellular component: Golgi apparatus; endoplasmic reticulum membrane. Gene Ontology annotation, molecular function: ethanolaminephosphotransferase activity; diacylglycerol cholinephosphotransferase activity.